AUGUUUGACAGAUACGAUGAUUUUUCAAGUUUUGUCAAUAACGAGAGUAUUAUUCUUUUUGGAGUGGCGGCAGCAAUUCUAUUUGCAUUAUUGGUAUACAUCCUUGGAUGGUGUUGUGGUCCAAAGAGCGAAAACUUUGUCGUUUUCAAUUUUUUGCUAUUAAUAUAUGACUUGGGGUUUGAUAUUGCAUUCUUGUUAGUGAAUGGUAAUGAUGUUCCAACGCUCUAUACUCCUAG
Acaulospora morrowiae is the source of this 236-nucleotide messenger RNA. Lineage: Eukaryota; Fungi; Glomeromycota; Glomeromycetes; Diversisporales; Acaulosporaceae. The record is from the annotation of a GenBank genome assembly.